Aspergillus homomorphus CBS 101889 is the source of this 1239-nucleotide messenger RNA. Its product is annotated as cellulase family protein. The record is from RefSeq and is a predicted model, not a curated record. The transcript is spliced from 4 exons. NCBI's taxonomy places the organism in Eukaryota, Fungi, Ascomycota, Eurotiomycetes, Eurotiales, Aspergillaceae. Gene Ontology annotation, molecular function: hydrolase activity, hydrolyzing O-glycosyl compounds. The coding region runs from base 1 to 1239 and encodes 412 amino acids.
AUGAAUCUGCGAACAGUCCUCAGCCUGCUUUUUGCUGCAGGUCCUCUUCUCGCCAAUGCAAUCUCUUCCAAGCCCCUGUCCACAUCUGGACGAUGGAUUGUCGACUCCGAUGGCAAUAAUGUCACUUACGCCGGGGUAAACUGGCCCGGUGCUGCUGAGGCUAUGUUGCCAGAAGGAUUGCAGUACCAGUCUAUUGAAUACAUUGUCAGCAAGAUCAAGAGCUUGGGGAUGAAUGUCAUCCGCCUCACCUUCGCUAUCGAAAUGAUUGAUGACAUCUACGAGAAGGGUGCCGAUGUCCCGAUCAAAACGUCCUUGAUCAAUGCCCUUGGAGAGACCAACGGAACGGCGGUAUACAAGAAAAUCGUCAGCCACAACCCUCAAUUUAAUGAGAAAACGACAAGGUUGCAGGUUUACGAUGCUGUCGCCAACGAAUGCUACAAACAAGGUAUCUACGUUCACCUAGAUAACCAUAUUUCCAAGGCCAUGUGGUGUUGCAGCACAACAGAUGGCAACAGCUGGUUCGGAGACACCUAUUUCAACGUGGAGAACUGGCAUCGUGGGUGGACCUACAUGGCAAAACAUGUCAAAUCGCUUCCAGCGGUCAAGAGCAUCGGCAUGAGAAAUGAACUCCGCACUCCAGCGGACAACUCAGCUCUCACUAGCACUUCUUACAACUGGGAGCACUGGUACACAAACAUGGUCGAGAACGCGAAGCAGGUGCAUAAUGCCAACCCGGACCUCCUGAUCUUCUUCUCCGGUCUCAACUUUGACGUGACCCUUUCUCCCAUCCCCACCGCGGCUAAUCUGGGGAACGGUACGGUUUUCCGAAAGUCUGACUUCAGCUUCGCGGAUAAGAUCGUCCUCGAGCUUCACAACUACGACUCCUCGGCUUCAAGCUGCAGCGGUCUGUCGUCAAGCUUACUUAGCGAUGGAUUUAAUGCCUUGAAGACCGAUGACUCGAGUAUCAAGAACGUCUUGCCGGUGGUCUUAACUGAGUUCGGCUUCGCGCAGGACAAUACUACAUACACGGGCGUCUAUGCAUCUUGUCUGAUGGAGUGGAUCCCCAGUGUUCAUGCGGGUUGGACGGUCUGGGUUUUGGCGGGCAGUUAUUACAUCCGAGAAGGGACUCAAGAUUCUGACGAGACAUGGGGUCUCCUCGAUCACACUUGGUCGGACUGGCGGGCACCCAAGGCCAUCGAGAAUGGACUCGUCCCGAUGGUCAAAGCCAGUCUAGGCUAG